This is a messenger RNA of Mesocricetus auratus (golden hamster), 1660 nucleotides long. RefSeq names its product ADP-ribosyltransferase 3 (inactive) (gene Art3). The transcript is spliced from 12 exons. The coding region runs from base 16 to 1410 and encodes 464 amino acids. Gene Ontology annotation, molecular function: NAD+-protein-arginine ADP-ribosyltransferase activity; NAD+ poly-ADP-ribosyltransferase activity. NCBI's taxonomy places the organism in Eukaryota, Metazoa, Chordata, Mammalia, Rodentia, Cricetidae. The record is from RefSeq and is a predicted model, not a curated record.
CUAUGCACAGUGCGCAUGCUUAGCCAGUUUGCUUCCAGAACUUUCCUCCACUCGGAGUGCCCAACGCUCGCUCACUGUACGUGUGUCGCUGCUGGGGCUGCCUGCACUCAUCUGCUGAAGAACAGAAGCACUUUAGGGAGGAAGCAUCUCUGCCCCAUUCCUGGAAGCUGCUCUCCCUUGGGAUCCAUACCAUACCACCUGACUUACAACAGUUAUUUUUGGCAGAAGAGAAAAGUGAAGAUGGGACAUUUUGAAAUGGUCACCACGCUGCUGGCAGCCAUGACUCUAAUGGAUGCCUUCCAGGUGAAGGCGGAAGUGUUAGACAUGGCAGAGAACUCGUUUGACGAUGAGUACCUGAAGUGCAGCAGCAGGAUGGAAAUGAAGUACAUUCCGCCGCUGCUCAAGGAGGAAAGCGCCAGCCACAGGCUGCUGGCGACCGUGUGGGACAAUGCCGGGAUCAUGUGGGAAGCCCGGAAGGCUCAGAUCCCCGUCCCCCUGAACUUCAAGGAUCCCUAUGGAAUAGCCCUGAUGGCGUUCGUGACCGAGGCUCGAGAGCAAACUCCCUUUUACCACACGUUCAACAGAGCUGUGAAGAUGGCUGGCCAGUCCCGGAAAAGCUACAUCUAUGACUUUCCCUUCAAAGCUUUUCAUUUUUACCUGACGAGAGCCCUGCACCUGCUGAGAAGACCUUGCGAGGACAGCUACAAAGAUGUGGUGUACCUCACAAGCCCAGGCAUUUCCUUCACUUUCGGAGAGAAAAACCAAGCCCGGCUGGGCAACUUCACGCUGGCAUAUUCAGCUAAACCCCCCAUAGCUAACAGCCAACCAGUGCUAACCAUCCACACCUGCUUUGGAGUUGCUGUGGAAAAGUUUUUUGGUAAAGAAAGUGAGAGAGCUGUUUUAAUACCUCUGAGUGAGGUUUUUCAAGUGUCGCAGGAAGGAACUGGCAAGGACCUUACUCUACAUAGCAUAAACAAGACCUGCAGCUACUACGACUGCGCAUUCCUUGGGGGUCUAAAAACUGAAAAUUGCAUUGCAAACCCAGAAUAUAUUGAACCAGUGUAUGUCUACAACCCUGAUCUGGAAAGUCAGAAGCUUGAAGACUCUGUGCCUGGAAUCAAACCCUGGGCUCCCUGCAAGCUAGGUAGGAAAAGACUGGAUUCCACAGGAGUACCAGGAAUUCAAGUGCUACAACCAGAUGAAAAUCCUUCCUGGCAGGAUGAAAACCCUGAAGACAAAAGCCAAGGAAAUGCUGUCAAUCCUACCCUGGGCCCAGCUCCAGCUCCAGCUCCAGUUCCAGGUCCCAAAAUCCAUCCUUCCGCAUCCUCCGGCAGAAUGCUCCUUCCAUCAGUCACAGCAUCCAUUGUGUUAACGGUCACUUCUGCCAUAAGCAUCUCCACUGCUCUAUAGUUUGAAACGGCAUCCUAAGGUUCAUUUGAAAGACACUAUGGGUUACCACAAGAAGUCAAGAGAAAGGUCUUUCUCACUUGCACAGACUCACUGUAUAAAAUAAGAAGUGUAUAUUUGUUCCCUGUUUCACAAUUUAAAAAGCUGGUCCAGAUAUUGUCAUAGAAUUAACUUUUCAUUUGUUUAAUUUUAGGAUUGCAAAAAUCGCAAAGCUGUAUACUUUUGAUUGGAUUCAAUAAAACUUUUAAGUUUA